UGUUGUUUGAUUUGAUUUGUCGCUGCAAUCAAUAUUAGCCCCAAUUGAAAAUUUAGCGUGGGUUUGAUCAGAAUUUAUGAACUAAUUUGAUUUCCCCCAAUUUGAUGAAGCCCUAGCAACUUCGAUUAUUAUUGAUUUUCAGCCAAUUUUGACUUUGUCAGUUGUAUGAAGCUGAUAAUAGCCUAUAUCUUUGCGACGAUUGCAAUCUGAAUGUGUUUUAUGCAUGCGAUCACUUGUAAGAAAUUUAAUGCUGUAAAAUUGCUUUAGCUUGUUUGGUGUGGGAACUGAAAUUCUGGAUAAAAGAACUCGAUUUUUUUGUGAUGCUGCUUAGAUUAACUAAGAAAUUAAACCUAAUGCUGUUUGUUUCAUCCUGUUCAUUUUAUGUGUCUUUGCACUCUGUAUGUGUUUGUGCUUGUAAUCAUUCUUCUGGAAAAUGCAUAGUAAAAAAUGUGUUUUUUUGUGCAUGAUUUGGGUUAUUGAUGACCUUAGUUUUCUUGAAGAGCUUGCUUUUUGGAAAUUUUGGGGUGUCCUUUCUCUCUCAGGAGCCCCUUGUUGUUUUGGGGUGUCAUUUUCACAAUCAAGUGAUCUUGCAGCUCCGACUGCUCCGUUAACUGUUUUUACUGUGUAUCUCUUCUAUACAGGUGCUGAAGAGUUAGUUUAUGAAUUUAUGUAUAUGUAUUAUUUAAUAAGAAAAGAAAUGAGACUUCUUAGCAAACAAAUUAACUAUCAGUUUAUCUGUACUUUUGAAUGUUUAUAUGAUGAUCUAUGUUUGAUUGGUAAUGCCUUCAAGCUUGCACAUUCUUUUAAGUAUUUUCAGAAUCUUCAUCCACUCGCUUCUCUUACUCAUCCUUUUUCUCACACUAUUGGGAUUUGCUUUACAGACACACCAUACAGGGCAGAUCUCAGGCCAGAUACCCAACCAAGCUGGUACUAUGUUGCCUGGGCUACCACAGCAAAAUGGGAACCUUAUGCUCAGCCAAAUGCAGAAUUCUAAUUUUCAUAGAAAUGUUCCCAAUAUGGAUCCAGAAACUAUUAAAAGACGCAAAUACAUGCAAGAAAAAAUCUGGAAUUUUCUAAUGCAGCGGCGACAGCAAUCUCCUGAGGUUCCCAACAGGAGAAUGGUUGAUUUAGUGAAACGUCUAGAAGAUGGUUUAUUCAGAAAUGCCAUGACAAUGGAGGAGUACCUAAACCUGGACACUUUGGAAAGGCGUUUGCUUAUUCUGAUUAAGCGCUUCCCUACAAGUAAUCGCAAUCAGCAAUUGUCACAAGCCAAUUCUUCCCCUUCCGUCGGUACAAUGAUACCCACACCCGGGUUUCAACAAACUGGGAACUCAAGCUUCGCUGGAACUUCAUUAGUGGAUAAUUCUUUUGUGAACAGUAGUUCCAACUCAAUUGCAUCGUCCACCGUUAAUCCGGGAAGCUUUUUUCCAACUCAAAAUGGGUCUUCUGGAAUUGUGCAUGGAGCUUUGACUGGUGGAUAUCAGCAGUCAUCUAAUGCUUUCAUGGUCAAUCAUGGGGGAAAUAACAUGAUGAUGUCCAUGGGUGCGCAAAGAAUGACAAGUCAAAUGAUCCCAACUACUGGAAUUAAUAACUCCAAUUCUAAUAAUAUGAUUGCUAACACUAGCAAUAACAAGUCAUUGAAAAUUGAAUCAUCAGAUGUUGGAGCACAUUCUGAUGUUGACUCUACAACUGCAUCACAGCCUACUUUGCAAAAGCAGCAUGUUGGUAGUCAAAAUUCUCGUGUUUUACACAAUAUUGGGGGGCAAAUGGGUAGUGGAGGCAGUUCUAUGUUGCAGCAGAAAAACUUUGGAAUAACUCAUGGGCCCCUAAGUGGAGGGUUUGGAAUGAUGGGAAAGAAUAUGCCUGUCAUGAAUAGCCCUGGAACCACUGAGGGACAUUUAUCUGGAACUAUACGUGGAAAUUCCACCAAGCCCUUGUCUCAGCAUCUUGACCAGCUUCAACAAAGACCAGUAACACAAGGUGAUGCCUACGGAAUUGGUGCUACUGGGUCUGGAAACAUGUACAUUCCUGCAACAACUGUUGGGUCCACGAUCAGCAACCCGAGCUUGAAUUCCAUAUCCAUGCAAUCAAUGCACACGGCAGAUUCUCAUUUGAUGACCAAUAACCAGUCAAAUGUAUGUUCUUCUCAACAGGCAACUGUGGAUCCUCACUCAAUAGAUCAAUCACAAAAGGUGAAUUUUCAAUCUCAGUACCCAGUGAAAGAAAAUCUUGUGCAACCUCACCAACAGCAGCUGCUUCAACAGCCAUCCCAGCAGUUUCAGCAGCAAAAACCUUCUCAGAAUCAAUUGCAACAAAAAAGGCAAAUGCCGAACCAGUAUUUGAUGAGAAAUGAUUCUUUCGGUCAGUCCCAUCUAUCGCCCAGUAUAAUAUUUGAGGUGAAGCAGGAGAUUGGAACAGAGCAUUAUAAUGAAGAUAUACAGUCAAAAGUCACCCACUCCUUCCAUUCUGAUAUGCAGAACCAGUUCCAGUCAAAUUCUGUAGACAGCCAUCCAGGAGCUGCUCAGCCUUUUUCUCAUUCAUCUGUGCCGCAUGAUGCCCCAUCCUUGCAUCCGCUGCAAUUUGUGUGUAAAACUAGUGAUUUUACUAGUCCUUGUGGUGGUGUUCAACCAGAUGCAGCUUUGGGCAGUCAGCGGUAUUCUAAGCCUCCAGAUGUGGAUGCAUCAGGAAGACUCCCAAUUGAUCAGACUAUUCAAAAUGAAAAAUAUCAGAGAGUAAUGAGGCAAGAUGGAGCUCAACUAAAUAAUUUAUCCUCAGAAGAAUCUGUUAUUGACCACUCUGUAAAUUCUAGAUCAACAGAACCGGUGAACACAAGUGACCCAGCAUCUCAAACUUAUAGCGUUAUUCGCGAAAAACAGUUCAAGAACCAACAGAGGUGGCUGUUGUUUUUGCGGCAUGCUCGUCGAUGUCAUUUCCUAGAAGGUAAAUGCCCAGAGCCUAACUGCUUAACUGCUCAGAAGCUGUUGAAGCAUAUUGGAAGUUGCAACAAUUUCGAUUGUUCAUACCCUCGUUGCCGUGUUACAUGGGAUUUAGUCAAUCAUCAUAGGCGCUGUCAGGAUACAAAUUGCCCUGUAUGUAUCCCUGUUAAGAAUUUUAUGCAGACUCACUUCAAGGCAUUUGCUCGUUCUAAUUUGAGGUCUGGGUUGCCUACGGUAGUCAAUGAAUCUUCAAAUGCCCAUGAUAUUGCUGGAACUUUGGGAAGGUCUACUCCAAAGAUGGACCCAGUGAUGGCUGAAACUCCUGAAGAUCUACAACCUCCUAUUAAACGCGUGAAAGUCGAGCAAAGCUUGCAGUCUCUUGUCACUGUAAGUGAUGGUCAUAUCCAUGAUGUACAGCAUAGUGAAAAGGAUCACGAUUACCAUAUUCCAGUAAAACCUGAAAUUAGUGAUCUGAAAGUAGUGGAGAAAGCUCCUGUAAACGUUGCACAGGAAUGUCCCAAUAUUGGGAUAACAAAGGAUAACGUGGAUGAUGCCUACAUACAAACUCUGAAAGGUGAUGGUGCCACACUUAGAGAUUCUGUUGGAUGUGGUGCUCAGCAGCCCAUGAAGACAGAAAAGGAUACAAUGCAAGCUAAGCUGGAAAACACUUCAUUACCUCCUGAGGGUUCAUCCAAGUCCGGGAAGCCAAAAAUAAAGGGAGUAUCAAUGAUUGAAUUAUUCACCCCUGAAAUGGUCCGCCAACAUAUUAUGGGUCUCCGGCAGUGGGUAGGACAGAGCAAAGCAAAGGCAGAAAGAAAUCAGGCAAUGGAGCAUUCAAUGAGUGAAAAUUCUUGUCAGCUCUGUGCAGUUGAGAGGCUUAGCUUUGAACCUCCUCCUGUGUAUUGUACUCUCUGUAGUAUUCGCAUUAAAAGAAAUGGAAUGUAUUACUCCUUCGGGUCUGGGGAAACCCGUUAUUGCUUCUGCAAUCACUGCUAUAACAGUUCACAUGGAGACACCAUUGCAGUAGAUGGCACGACUAUUCCAAAGGGAAGGGUGGAGAAAAAGAAAAAUGACGAGGAAACUGAAGAAUGGUGGGUUCAAUGUGACAAGUGUGAAGCUUGGCAGCAUCAAAUCUGCGCAUUGUUUAAUGGUAGAAGGAAUAAUGGUGGAGAAGCGGAGUAUACUUGUCCAAAUUGUUAUAUGGCAGAAGUUGAAAUGGGAGAACGUGCACCAUUGCCACAGAGUGCUGUUCUCGGUGCAAAAGAUUUGCCUAGAUCACAGCUAAGCGAUCACUUGGAGCAGCGUUUAAUUGUAGAAUUGAAGCGAGAGAGGCUGGACAGAGCUAGGCAUCAAGGCAAAAGUUAUGAUGAGGUCCCAGGAGCAGAAGAGCUUGUUGUAAGAGUGGUAUCAUCAGUGGACAAAAAGUUGGAUGUCAAGCCUCGCUUCCUGGAGAUUUUUCAAGAGGAAAACUAUCCAACAGAGUAUCCUUAUAAAUCUAAGGCGGUACUGUUAUUUCAGAGAAUUGAGGGAGUUGAAGUAUGCUUGUUUGGCAUGUAUGUUCAAGAAUUUGGAUCUGAAUGCCAGCAGCCCAACAAUCGAAGAGUCUACAUCUCUUACCUGGACUCUGUUAAGUAUUUUAGACCAGAAGUCAAAACAGUCUCAGGAGAGGCUCUAAGGACAUUUGUGUACCAUGAAAUUUUGAUUGGAUAUCUGGACUACUGCAAAAUGCGUGGUUUUACAAGCUGCUACAUCUGGGCAUGCCCUCCCCUGAAGGGUGAGGACUACAUUUUGUAUUGUCACCCAGAAAUUCAAAAGACGCCCAAAUCUGAUAAACUUCGAGAGUGGUACUUGGCCAUGCUACGAAAAGCCACAAGGGAAAACAUUGUCGUGGAGCUUACUAAUAUGUAUGAACAUUUCUUUGUUUCAACUGGUGAAUGUAAAGCAAAGGUAACUGCAUCUCGGUUGCCAUACUUUGAUGGAGAUUAUUGGCCUGGUGCUGCGGAGGACUUCAUCUAUCAAUUUCAACAAGAAGAAGAUGGGAGAAAACAUUCUAAGAAGGGAGCUUUGAAAAAGAGCAUCACAAAAAGAGCUUUAAGGGCAUCUGGACAAACUGAUCUUUCUAGCAAUGCAUUAAAGGAUCUGAUGUUAAUGCAUAAGCUUGGUGACUCCAUAACUCAAUGUAAGGAGGAUUUCAUCAUGGUUCACUUACAGCAUUCAUGUUCUCAUUGCUGCAUCCUAAUCUUUUCUGGAAAGCGGUGGGUCUGCAAGCAGUGCAAAAAGUUUCAUCUUUGUGACAAGUGCUAUGAUGCUGAGCGGAAACGUGAUGAUAGGGAGAGGCAUCCUGUAAACUACAAGGAUGUCCACGCACUUUAUCCUGUUGACGUUGCUGAAGUCCCCGAUGAUACUAAAGAUAAUGAGAAUCUUGAAAGUGAGUUUUUUGACACAAGGCAAGCAUUUCUCAGUCUUUGUCAAGGAAACUAUUAUCAGUAUGAUACUCUUCGCCGAGCUAAGCAUUCUUCUAUGAUGGUCUUGUAUCAUCUGCACAAUCCGACUGCCCCUGCUUUUGUCAUAACAUGCACAAAAUGCAACCUUGAUAUUGAGAGUGGGCAAGGUUGGCGCUGUGAGACAUGCCCCGAAUAUGAUAUAUGCAAUGCUUGCUAUCAGAAGGAUGGAGGAAAGGAUCAUCCUCAUAAAUUAACUAAAAAUCAGUCCAUCGACCCCAAUGCACAAAACAAAGAAGCCAAGCAAUUACGACUCUCACAGGUGAGGAAAAUGCUCGAUCUCCUGGUGCACGCUUCUCAGUGCCGGUCAACCCUUUGCCGGUAUCCAAACUGUCGCAAGGUCAAGGGACUUUUCCGGCAUGGCAUCCUGUGCAAAAGGCGCGCGGCAGGCGGCUGUCAUAUGUGUACUAAAAUGUGGCAGCUUCUCCAGCUUCACGCCCGAGCAUGCAAAGAAUCUGACUGCAAUGUACCACGUUGCAGGGACUUGAGGGAACACCUGAGAAGGCUGCAGCACCAAGCAGAUUCACGACGAAGGGCUGCUGUAAUGGAAAUGAUGAGGCAACGUGCAGCAGAGGUCGCAGGCAGUUCUUGAUCACCCAAGCUGUAUAUAGCAAUAGCGAGCCAGAAAAUUCGCGAAACUAAAUCUCUUUUUUUCGUCUCUGCUGCAAAGGAAACCCACAGGAGUUCAGGUUCACCUGUCAACGAUAUUUUUCAUUCAUACGUCGUCGUAUGAUCUAGUUUCUAGUAUAAUUUAGAUGGGAAAAAGGGUGUACAGAAAUCAGUCAUGAUUCUUUGUAUUUUGUUUACUUAGCAUUUCUCCCCUGUCAUCAUUCGAUGGCCGAGUGUAUCAUAACUUUUACUUGCUUAGUUUUAAUGGAGAAGCACAUUUUUCC
This is a messenger RNA of Salvia splendens (bonfire salvia), 6330 nucleotides long. RefSeq names its product histone acetyltransferase HAC1-like. The coding region runs from base 780 to 6029 and encodes 1749 amino acids. Gene Ontology annotation, biological process: positive regulation of transcription by RNA polymerase II. Gene Ontology annotation, cellular component: transcription regulator complex; histone acetyltransferase complex. Lineage: Eukaryota; Viridiplantae; Streptophyta; Magnoliopsida; Lamiales; Lamiaceae. Gene Ontology annotation, molecular function: chromatin DNA binding; histone acetyltransferase activity; transcription coactivator activity. The transcript has 17 exons. The record is from RefSeq and is a predicted model, not a curated record.